Messenger RNA from Leptinotarsa decemlineata (Colorado potato beetle), 1367 nucleotides. RefSeq names its product interleukin enhancer-binding factor 2 homolog. Gene Ontology annotation, molecular function: DNA binding; double-stranded RNA binding. Gene Ontology annotation, biological process: positive regulation of DNA-templated transcription. Gene Ontology annotation, cellular component: catalytic step 2 spliceosome. The record is from RefSeq and is a predicted model, not a curated record. Lineage: Eukaryota; Metazoa; Arthropoda; Insecta; Coleoptera; Chrysomelidae.
AUGGCUCGAGGUGGAAUGAGAGGCCGAGGAGGCAUGAACCGAGGCGUUGGAGGAAGACCACCAUACAAAGUAAAGAUGUUUCUUCCGAGGCAUCCGUUCGAUUUAGCACUAUGCGAAUCAUCUUUUCCUCGAGUGAAACCAGCUCCUGAUGAGAGUGCAUUUACUCAGGCAUUGCUAAAAAGAAACGCUGAUUUAUCGCCUACUCCAACAGAACAAACUGCUAUUUUGAACCUGGUUACCAAAAUUCAAACUGUAUUGGAUAAUUUAGUAGUAGCUCCUGGCAAUUUUGAUGCCUGUCAAUUGGACGAGGUGAGACAAGUAGGUUCUUUCAAAAAAGGAACUAUGCUUACCGGACACAAUGUUGCUGAUAUUGUGGUUAUUCUAAAGACUCUUCCCACCAGAGAAGCUGUGGAAGCCCUGGGUAACAAAGUUCGAGACGAUCUAAGGAAUUUAAUGAAAAACGAAAUAGUCGCUAAAGGUGAACAACUUCAACACACUACCAACGAAAGGGGGAUCGAAAUCAGCAAUGCUUUUGCCUGUGUUAGAGUUAUGGUCACAACACUCCAUCAUAAUAUUAGAAAACUAGACCCAGAGAUUCAUUUGGACCAAAAAAUAAUGCUCAGUCACUUGGCUGCUAUCCGACACAGCAGGUGGUUCGAGGAAAAUGCCCACCAUUCCUCCAUAAAAGUUCUAAUCCGCUUGCUGCGAGAUGUCCGAAGCCGUAAUGAAGGCUUUGAACCCCUCACACCUUGGAUGUUGGAUCUACUAGCACAUUUCGCUAUAAUGCAUAAUCCCAGUCGUCAGGCAUUACCUCUAAAUGUUGCUUUCAAAAGAGUCUUCCAACUCCUGGCUGCUGGAUUAUUCUUACCAGGUUCGGCUGGUAUUACCGAUCCCUGCGAAGGAGUUAGCUUGCGAAUUCAUACAGCUAUGUCGUUGGAGCAGCAAGAUAUUUGCUGUUUAACAGCACAAUCUGUAGUGAGAGUGUUGGCUCAUGGAGGGUACAAACACAUCCUGGGACUGGAGGGCUCUUCUAAUAUUGCCCAGGAGCUGACAGUUUGGGAUGGUAUCGUGGUAUCUCCACUUGACAAAGCUUACGAAAAUCCACCAGAAAAGAAAGACGGUGAGGAAGAUGAUGACGAUAUGGAAGCUGAUGCAGACGAGAGCAUGGAAACUCAGGAAACAUAAUUUAUAUAACGAUAGGUUUAUAGGUAACAAUAAUAUUUGAUUUAAUUCAUAUGAUUGUGUAUUAUGUAACAUGUAAUAUAAUUUGUGCAAACCUCUUGUUAGGGUUUCAAGCAAGCCAAAUUCAACUUUUUUGUAUCAGUCCUCUGAAUAAUAUUUAAAUAAAAUUUUUAUUUUUCACCGGA